UUUACGGUUACAAAUAAAGGUUGGAAUAACAGCAUCUAAUCCCACAGGAAUUCUCUGGGAGACUCUCAUUCUCAAAAUCAAGAUCUCUAUUGGACAUUUCAAAGGACUGCUCACUGGGCCUUCUUUCUUCUCAGAGGACCUAAGAUAUUGUGUUUUGACUUUUAAGUCAGCCCUAGUAUACGGAUGUGGACUGCAGGUAGAAUGAGCAAUGCAAAGAACUUGCUUGGACUUGGUGUAUCCUUGUAUUUUUGGGGACUGAUGGACCUUACUACAACUGUAUUGUCGGGGAGUGCCAGGCCCCUCUCUGAAAGGCAAGAAGAUCACCUGUCAGACAAGCAGCACCAGCGUAUGAAGAGAAGCUGGGUAUGGAACCAGUUUUUUGUCCUGGAGGAAUACACCGGGACCGACCCGCUGUACGUCGGCAAGCUCCAUUCUGACAUGGAUAGAGGAGACGGUUCGAUCAAAUACAUCCUGUCAGGAGAAGGAGCUGGCAUUGUAUUUACUAUUGAUGAUACCACAGGAGACAUUCAUGCUAUUCAGAGGCUGGACAGAGAAGAAAGGUCCCAAUAUACCCUGAGGGCACAGGCUCUGGACAGGCGAACAGGCAGACCAAUGGAACCAGAGUCAGAGUUCAUCAUUAAAAUACAAGACAUCAAUGACAAUGAACCCAAGUUCCUGGAUGGACCUUAUGUAGCCUCUGUUCCAGAAAUGUCACCUGUGGGCACUUCUGUUAUCCAGGUGACAGCUACAGAUGCUGAUGAUCCAACUUACGGGAAUAGCGCAAGAGUAGUCUACAGUAUUCUCCAAGGACAACCGUAUUUCUCUGUGGACUCUCGGACGGGCUUAAUUAGGACAGCACUGAUGAACAUGGAUAGAGAAGCAAAAGAAUAUUAUGAAGUGAUUAUUCAGGCCAAGGAUAUGGGCGGACAGCUGGGAGGAUUAGCUGGAACAACCACAGUCAACAUCACCCUGUCUGAUGUCAAUGACAAUCCACCUAGAUUUCCACAGAAGCACUACCAGAUGAGCGUGCUGGAGUCCGCUCCCGUCAGCUCAACCGUGGGCCGCGUGGUCGCUAAAGACCUGGAUGAAGGCAUUAACGCGGAGAUGAAAUACAGCCUUGUGGAUGGAGACGGACUGGACGUCUUUGAUAUUAACACCGAUCCUAAUUACCAAGUUGGCAUCAUAACUGUGAGAAAGCCUUUAAGUUUUGAGAGCAAGAAAAGCUAUACUUUGAAAGUAGAGGGUGCUAACUCCCAUCUGGAAAUGCGGUUCUUGAACCUGGGUCCUUUCCGAGAUACCACCACCGUCCAUAUCAGUGUUGAAGAUGUUGACGAACCCCCCGUGUUUGAGCCCAGCUUUUAUUUUGUGGAAGUGCCUGAGGAUGUGGAGAUUGGGACCACCAUACAGAUAAUUUCUGCCAAGGACCCAGAUGUAAUCAACAACUCAAUCAGAUACUCAAUCGACAGGAGCAGCGAUCCAGGGCGUUUCUUUUAUGUCGACAUUACAUCAGGAGCACUGAUGACUGCAAGACCUCUUGACCGGGAGGACGUUUCUUGGCACAAUAUCACUGUGCUGGCCAUGGAGCUGAACAAUCCCUCACAGGUGGGCAGUGUCUCAGUGACAGUGAAAGUCCUAGACGUGAACGACAACGCACCAGAGUUUGCAAGGUUCUACGAAGCUUUUGUUUGUGAAAACGCCAAAGCCGGCCAGCUGAUUCAGACAGUGAGCGCCAUCGACCGGGAUGACCCACAGGAGGGUCAGCACUUCUACUACAGCCUGGCUCCUGAGGCAGCCAACAACCCCAACUUUACUCUAAGGGACAAUCAAGACAAUACAGCGUGGAUUUUAACAAGGCGAUCUGGCUUCAGACAGCACGAACAGAACACAUUUUACCUACCCAUCUUGAUUAGCGACAACGGCCGCCCCAUGCUGAGCAGUACGGGCACCCUAACUGUGCACGUGUGCAGCUGUGAUGACGAUGGCAUGGUGAUGUCCUGCACUGCUGAAGCCUACGUCCUCCCUGUCAGCCUGAGCAGAGGGGCACUCAUUGCAAUCCUUGCCUGCAUCUUUGUCCUGUUAGUGCUGGUGCUCCUCAUCCUCUCCAUGAGGCGGCACCGGAAGCAGCCAUACGUCAUCGACGAGGAGGAGAAUAUCCACGAGAACAUCGUCAGGUAUGACGACGAAGGUGGUGGGGAAGAGGACACGGAGGCCUUUGAUAUCGCUGCCAUGUGGAACCCACGGGAAGCCCAGCUUGUGGUGAAAAACAGGCAGGACAUGCUCCCUGAAAUAGAGAGCCUCUCCAGAUACGUGCCUCAAACAUGCGUGAUGGACAACAACGUCCACAACUACGUGCUCGCCAAGCUGUACGAAGCUGACAUGGACCUCUGGGCUCCUCCCUUCGACUCCCUUCAGACGUACAUGUUCGAAGGGAACGGCUCAGUGGCAGAGUCGCUCAGUUCCCUACAGUCAGUCACAACAGACUCAGACCAGAGCUACGACUACCUGACAGACUGGGGGCCACGCUUUAAAAAGCUGGCUGAAAUGUACGGGGCCACAGACAGCAGCGGGGCUCUGUGGUAACGAACAAGGAAUUACAGAGAGGUUUCUACGUGAAACAAUGCCCGAUUAGGUCCAUUCUCAUCAGAUGCUUCCAUGGACGUUGGUGAGGCCUCCUAAAAUAGCAAUACGGUGCUUGAAUGAGAAUGGGAAGAAGGGUGUGAAUGAAGGUCUCUGUGGAUCAGCUUUACUCAGUUAAAUUAAGUCACAUUUUGAAACAAGGAGAAACAAAAGGAAGAACAUUUUUCUUGUUUUGCAGCAAAAUUUGGAAGCUCCGCUCCCGGAAUAUAAUGACAUUGUUCUCUCUCUUUCUCUCUCUCUCUCUCUCACUCUUUUUCUCUCUCUCUUUCUCUCUCUUUUAUACGUGGCAGCUUACUGAGUUCUAUACAUCUGGGUACAAAGAUCUGUAAACUCCAAUUGUAAUCUCCAACUCACUGAGAAAUUGCCAGCACAAAAAAGUGGUUCCCAACUAGUUACUUUUGCCCUAUUUAAAAGAAAAAAAACCUUGUUUGAUAACAAAAGAGAGAAAACACAAAGUGGAAAAUUGAAACUGGAAUCUGAGAGGGCUCUUUGUAAACUAAACUUCCUCUGUGCUAACAGAGUCCUUUUUUAAUCCUUUAGAAACAAGGCUGAGUUUUUUUCCACCUGGCUGAGAGGGCCGGGGAAGAGGCUUUGAAUUUCUGCUCUAGUUUAAAGGCUGAUCUAUGAGUCAUUGACGUUAACACUAAUCCAUCUCCUAUCAAGUUAGUGUAAAUUUAUUCUCCCCUCAGCUCUUUAAAACCAUGACACUGCUAAACUGCUCAGAACAAAACCAGAAAAUCUGCCUCUUUUGCACUGUAGAUGUCUCUUCCACGUGCCAAAUGUGAAGAUUAGAUUCUACCAAUGAAAGCCAAAUAAAAUUAAAAAAAGAAAAAGCUAUAUUUGGUAACUACAUGGGUUAGAUGGGCUUUCCUAAUCUGUGUAAGGUCAAUCCAAGGGAUGUUUACAUACUGUAGAUAACCUACUUGAACAAAUGCAGUAUUAUAGACCAAUAAAUGGAUGUAAGAAAAUUACAUGUAUAAGUUUUGUAUAUUUGUUAAUUUUGGUAAUAAAUAUGGUGUACUGCAUACAGUACAGUACCUUAGCAC
Messenger RNA from Struthio camelus australis, 3683 nucleotides. Lineage: Eukaryota; Metazoa; Chordata; Aves; Struthioniformes; Struthionidae. The record is from RefSeq and is a predicted model, not a curated record.